AUGAGACCAAUCUUCUCGGGAAAAACACUGACCCAGUACAAUUCCACGCUCGACAACUAUCUCGAGUCACUCUACCUACGCUUGAACGAUGUUGCUGGUAAUGGGGAUGUCGUCAAUCUGACGCACUACCUAUGGGCCUUUACCAACGAUGUCAUGGUGUCGUAUCUCGUCGAGGAAAAUUAUGGGUUUCUGAGGGUAUUCGACCUGGAAACUGUUCAUGACAAGACGCGAGCGUUCAAUGCUAUCGACCUGGCCACCAUACUGAGGUGUAUGCCUCCUGUCAAGCUUCUCCUUGACGCGUUCCCAGUUAUACGGUCAUACUCGCCACUUGGAUGGCUCGAUACUCUUGUGUCUAAGCAUGUCACGACUAUGGUCAAGUCCUGGGACGAUGAGAACAGCCACGAAGGUAUCCUGUCCCGGAUGUUCAAGGAGCUCGGAAACGAAACUCUCACGAUACAGGAGUCAUCUCAAGCAAUCUUCAUCGGAAACGAAUCUUUACUCAGCAACUUGACAUUCUUAGUACACCAUCUCGUCCAAAACCCCGACUGUGUGAAGAGAAUCAGGUCCGAACUGGAUGCGCUUGACCUCGGCCUGUUCGGACACCGUAUCUGGAGAGACCCGAGGUUACUUCAUCUGAAGUACUUGGACGCGGUGUGCAAGGAGUCAACUCGACUGAGCUCUCCGGGUUGGCAUCGCCAGCCAAGACAGAGUCGUACUCCGGUUGACUACUACGAAACUGUCAUUCCCCCAAUGACAAGCCUGAGCUUCACUUUGAGGCUUCUUGAGCACGACCCAGAGCUGUACCCCGACCCGAACUCCUUCAUACCCGAGAGAUGGCUUGGGAUUAGUGAAAGCUCGAAGGAAGCCAGGAACAAGACGGUCACGUUUGGAACUGGAACACGAACAUGUCUUGGCCAACAUAUUGCCCAAAGGGUUUUGCGCAAAGCCAUUGCCAGUCUGGUUUACAAUUUCAACAUCUCGCUGUGGGAUGAAAAGCUUGAUAUCGCAGAGGGUUAUAGAUACCUGAACACGUACCCGAAGAAGGGCCACGAGGGAUAUCUCAAGGUCAAGCUGACGCCGCGGUUUGGACAUCAAACAUGA
Molecule: messenger RNA, 1101 nt
Organism: Colletotrichum karsti
Lineage: Eukaryota; Fungi; Ascomycota; Sordariomycetes; Glomerellales; Glomerellaceae
Product: cytochrome P450
Exons: 5
Coding region: 1-1101 (366 amino acids)
Molecular function (GO): heme binding; oxidoreductase activity, acting on paired donors, with incorporation or reduction of molecular oxygen; iron ion binding
Source: RefSeq, a predicted model, not a curated record